AUGUCAAGCUUAUUACGGCGGUCGACCGGUCUUACGCGGGUUGCUAGCAUCUCGCUCAGCGCCUCUGCCCGCUCUACUAUACGAUACUCGCGUCUGCUACCCACCUCCCAGUCUGCCUGGGCAGUCCAGCAGCGUUACUAUUCUGAAAAGAAGCCCGAGAACUCCGACGACAAGAAAGAACCCGGUCGAAAUGCGGUACCUCGGCCAAAAAACCAAAACUCGAAGCCCCAAAUACAGAGCUCUCAAUCGCCGGGACCAACGGAGGGUGAUGCGCCAGUAACAUCUGGUCCUAAAAAGGACGACUCGCCCCCACUACCCCCGGGUUGGACACAUCUAACUGACGAUGAGUUUAAGUCACUUAAGGCAAUGUCCAAUUCGGUUGGCAUGGGUAAUAGCAAGAUCUUGGAUUUGAUAAAAAAGAGAGGAACACCUGAAGAGUUUCGGGAUCUAAUUAGAAGCUUUCAGAAGGGUACUCCCAGCGCUGGCGAUCUUGCGAGAGCAUGGAAGGCUCUGCAAAAAAUCCCGGGGGUGUUGAAUAAUACGGAACUUGAAGAGUUUUCUAAGGAGCGGAAAUCUAGCUACUUCAACUCGUCCUCAAGAAGACCUCGGAAGCAAGAGAGCAAGGAGCAGGGACAAGAAGAGCAAGGGAAUAACCAGCAGAGGCCCAAAGAGGGCGAACAGGGCUUCAGCGGAUUCAACUCAAACAAGAAACCUCCAGGCCCUGACCCCAAUAUCAACCCGAUGCGAGGAAACGACUGGCUCACGAUGAUCGUGGGCUCGGCUAUUGCGUAUUGGCUUUACAAUUCCUUGUUUGAAGAGAGUGGCCGGGAAAUCACAUGGCAAGAACUGAGGAAGAACUUCUUAGACAAGGGUCUUGUUGAAAAAAUGGUUAUUCAGGGUCACCGAGUCCGCGUUGAACUUAACCGGGAUGCGACCCAGUCUAUGUAUCCUGAAUCAGUUGCGACACGUCCUGGUUUUAACUACUACUUCUCUAUCGCCUCUGCUGAUGCUUUUGAAAGGCGUUUGGAAGAAGCACAGAACGAUCUCGGGAUUCCAAGCAGCGAGAGGAUUCCUGUUAGCUAUGCUCCUGAAAGCCCAUUAUUAAACCUCCUGAUAGCAUUUGGCCCAACAGUAUUGUUGGUCGGUUUGCUCGUCUGGGCUUCACGGCGUGGUCCCGGCGGUGCUGGUGGAUCCAGUGGUAUCUUUGGUUUCGGGAAGAGUAAGGCGAAGCGGUUCAGCCACGAGACUGCCAUCAAAGUCAAGUUUUCGGAUGUAGCUGGCAUGGACGAAGCUAAGCAGGAGAUCAUGGAGUUCGUGAGCUUCCUCAAAAAGCCAGAACGGUUCCAAAGACUUGGCGCCAAAAUUCCCCGUGGCGCGAUUCUUGCCGGGCCUCCUGGAACUGGUAAGACGUUGCUUGCAAAAGCCACUGCGGGUGAAUCCGGAGUGCCAUUCUUCAGUGUAAGCGGUUCUGAAUUCGUUGAGAUGUUCGUUGGUGUUGGUGCGUCUAGGGUCAGAGAUCUCUUUGCUACGGCGCGAAAGAACACACCAUGCAUCAUCUUCAUUGACGAGAUUGAUGCCAUCGGUAGGUCCCGAUCGGAGGGACAGCGGUUCGGGGGGAACGAUGAGCGAGAAGCCACGCUCAACCAGAUCCUCACAGAAAUGGACGGUUUCAACACCACUGAUCAGAUUGUUGUUCUUGCCGGUACCAACCGAGUAGAUGUUUUAGAUAAAGCGUUGAUGCGACCUGGCCGAUUUGAUCGACACAUCAACAUUGACGCCCCGACAAUGGCAGGACGGCAAGACAUCUUCAAAGUGUACCUGAAGAAAAUUGUGACGCAUGAAGAAAUCGAAUAUCUAAGCGGACGGCUCGCGUCCCUGACGCCAGGUUUCGCUGGUGCCGAUAUCGCGAACUGCGUAAACGAGGCCGCACUCAUUGCCGCAAGGGGAAAUGCUGCAUCGGUUACAUUACUGCACUUUGAGCAAGCUAUCGAGCGUGUAAUUGGUGGUCUCGAGCGCAAGUCGCUCGUGCUAAACCCGCUAGAAAAGAGGACGGUAGCUUAUCAUGAGGCCGGACAUGCUAUCUGUGGUUGGUUCUUUAGAUAUGCGGAUCCGCUGCUCAAGGUUUCGAUCAUACCCCGAGGUAAAGGCCUCGGGUAUGCACAAUACGUGCCAGGAGAUGCAUACUUGAUGAGCUACGAGCAGUUAAUGGACCGGAUGGCUAUGACGUUAGGCGGCAGAGUCUCGGAGGAAAUCCACUUCCCUACGGUCACGACGGGAGCUAGUGACGACUUCGAUAAGGUGACUCGAAUGGCCACGGCUAUGGUAACGCAAUGGGGUAUGUCAGAAAAAGUUGGGCCGCUACACUUCCGCAACGACGACAGCAGGGUCUAUAAGCCUUUCUCCGAGGGGACAGGACAAGUCAUCGACGCAGAAGUGAGACGUAUUAUAGAGCAAGCGUAUAAGAAGUGCAAAGACCUCUUGCUAGAAAGAAAGGAGCAAGUAGGGCUUAUUGCAGAGGAAUUGUUAAAAAAGGAGAUGCUAGUUCGGGAUGACAUGGUUCGGAUUUUAGGUCCUCGACCAUUUAAUGAUAGGGACGAUUUUUCUAAGUAUUUCGGUGGUGAUGCUAGCACGGCACCACCGGCACCACCGGGGCCUCCGCCAGCACCGUCAUCGCCAUCGCUUCCCGAUACUCCUGAGCCCCCAUCAAGCCCUGCACUGUUCAAAGAAGUUAAGAGCGAGGAUGGCAGGUAG
Molecule: messenger RNA, 2751 nt
Organism: Daldinia childiae
Lineage: Eukaryota; Fungi; Ascomycota; Sordariomycetes; Xylariales; Hypoxylaceae
Product: Mitochondrial respiratory chain complexes assembly protein YTA12
Exons: 2
Coding region: 1-2751 (916 amino acids)
Biological process (GO): mitochondrial protein processing; protein-containing complex assembly
Cellular component (GO): membrane; m-AAA complex
Molecular function (GO): metalloendopeptidase activity; zinc ion binding; ATP-dependent peptidase activity
Source: RefSeq, a predicted model, not a curated record